Messenger RNA from Brettanomyces bruxellensis, 1062 nucleotides. RefSeq lists its product as uncharacterized. Lineage: Eukaryota; Fungi; Ascomycota; Pichiomycetes; Pichiales; Pichiaceae. Bases 1 to 1062 code for a protein of 353 amino acids. The transcript has a single exon. Gene Ontology annotation, cellular component: endoplasmic reticulum membrane. Gene Ontology annotation, biological process: nuclear membrane fusion involved in karyogamy; karyogamy involved in conjugation with cellular fusion. The record is from RefSeq and is a predicted model, not a curated record.
AUGUCCACGGGUGCAAAUCACCCGUACCACACGAUGAAAGAUUGCAUUUUAAUACUGCUAUUGAUGAAAAUACUACGGAGUGAAGCUGAGGAAAGCAACGAGUUGUAUACCCCAAAGUUGCUUUCAGUUAUAAAAGAGGCUAGUAAAGGUAAGGAGAUCAGCGUCGAUUUCGAUUCCAGCUGCAUUCUAGAAGUAAUAUCAUCGUUUGUGGACAGAUGCGAGCAGAUAGAUGAGAUGGACGAGAGCGAGAAGUCAGCGGUUGCCAUACGUCUCUCAGAAUGCAUAUUUGACGAGCAGUUUUCGGGCCAAAUGCAGCUACCAAAAGACUGCUACCAAGAAAUGCAGACAAGGCAGGAUGUAAAACGAUGCGUGAGCCAGCUAGCAGAAAACCCUGUUUGGUGGACAACAUACUUUGGAUAUCUAAACCUGGUAGCAGAUAUAUGCAACAGCUACAGGGGUCCAUUAGAGCAACAACAUGCUUUGAGCACAUACCGUCUGUUAGAGGUGAGGAUUGAAAAAAUGGUGGGGCUCCUUGAACAGAUUAGUCGGGGUGGUUUUAUGGAUGAAUUGCGGCAAGACAUGGACAGUAUGGUGAGAAAUGUGGCCGAAGAAGCCUCAGAAAGAAUGAGAUACAACGUUGAGCAGGUAGCAAAGGACAUGGUGGGUAACAUACAUGCACAAAACAGGGAAGUGGCAGAGGCGGUCAGAAAAGCCUCUGAAAGCGCAGUUAAAAACCAAAGAGACGUUGAAUCAUUCAACAAACAACUUAGAACUAUGCACCAGGACAGUAUGGAAGAGCUUGCAAGGGUGCUGGGAGGAAAACAAAAGGAGAUAGAGCAUCUGAUAGACACCCAUCUUGGAAGCAGCUUCCAACUUUGGAGCAAAGUUCAGAGGAAAGCUAUAAGAGCAGUUUGGCUUGCUUUGUGGAUCUGCGUGAGCACGGCAAUUCUGGGAGUUGCAAAGUUCUUGAAGAAGACAAACGUUGGUUCAUUUGUUGAAAUUGCAUGUGCAGGCAUGGGAGUAAUUGUUGGCCAGGCUCUUUAUUGCCGAAUAGUCCAGUAG